AUGCUCAUCGACAAUGUGGAACAGGACCCCGAGAAGCAGCAAGAUGUGACUAUCAUAAGCCCCCAGCAAUCCUUAGAUUCAGAAUCUAUUGAAGAGAAGGAUGCGAUAAUGAUGGCCGAUAACUUUGACGCAAUGAGGAAACAUCUGCUUCCGGAUGAUCCAGCGUUCGAAACAGAGGAUGAGACUACUUUUACAUGGAAAAUCGAAAAUUGGCGUAAGAUGGAGAGAAGGUCACAUAGUCCAAUUUUCGAGUGCGGUGGUGAUCCUUGGCGUGUUUUGUUUUUCCCACACGGAAAUAAUUGCGAAUACGCUUCAUUCUAUCUCGAGCAGGGGUAUGCAGAAAAACCUCCAGAGAACUGGUACAAAUGCGUGCAGUUUGGAUUAGUCCUGUGGAAUCCUAAUGAUCCUUCUGUCAACACAAUACAUCACGCUCAUCAUCGCUUUACUGCAGAGGAAGGGGAUUGGGGUUUCACUAGGUUCGUUGAACUACGGACGUUGAUGGCUAAAACAAAGGAUAACCACUGCCCAUUGGUCGAGAAUGAUCGCGCAAAUUUGACCGCAUAUGUUCGAGUUGUUAAAGAUCCAACGGGCGUUCUAUGGCACAAUUUCGUCAACUAUGAUUCAAAGAAAGAAACAGGAUUUGUGGGGCUGAAGAAUCAAGGUGCUACUUGUUACUUGAACUCUCUCCUUCAAUCCUUGUAUUUCACAAACAGUUUUAGAAAAGCUGUACAUCAAAUUCCUACUGAAGGCGAACCACUCUCCAACAGCGCACUUACACUUCAAAGAUUGUUUUACCUUCUUCAAACCUCCAAUGACGCUGUAGGAACCCGUGAGCUCACGCAGUCGUUUGGCUGGGAAACCCAGGACAUUUUUGCCCAACAGGACGUUCAGGAGUUAAACAGAAUAUUGAUGGAGAGCCUGGAACAAAAAAUGAAGGGGACAGAGGCUGAGAACUCUCUUACGAAGUUAUUUGUCGGGAAGACAAAAACUUACAUCAAGUGUAUAGACGUGGAUUAUUCAUCGGAAAGAGUCGAAGAUUUCUGGGAUAUCCAGCUGAACGUUCGAGGAUUCAAUAACCUAGACGAGUCUUUUAGGGACUAUAUUGCUGAAGAGACAAUGGACGGUGAAAACAAGUACUAUGCAGAAGGUUACGGUCUUCAGGAAGCAAAGAAAGGCGUAAUUUUUGAAAGCUUCCCGGAAGUACUGCAUUUACACUUGAAGCGGUUUGAGUAUGACUUCAAUACUAUGCAAAUGCAGAAGGUCAACGAUCACUACGAAUUUCCCGAAGAGUUCGAUGCUUCACCUUAUCUUUCAGAAAACGCGGACCGAUCAGAACCUUACGUAUAUGUUCUUCACGGUGGUGAUCUUAAUGCGGGUCAUUAUUAUGCCUUUCUAAGACCUGAGGAGGAUGGCCCGUUCUUCAGGUUCGAUGAUGAUCGCGUAACCAAGGCGACUUUGAGAGAGACCAUGCAAGAUAAUUUUGGAGGUCAUUACGGUCCAAGCGCCAAUGGGCCUGUGCGAAAUCAGUAUACCAGAGUGGCAUCUCUGAAAAAAUCGAUGAACGCCUAUAUGUUAGUUUAUUUACGAAAGAACAAAAUCGGUGAAAUCUUGCCCCCACUCACCGAAAAAGACACGCCUGCACACCUUCAAAAAAGAAUAGAGGAAGAGAGGGCUAUUCGUGAGCAGAAAAGAAAAGAGAAAGAAGAACAACAUCUAUACCAAAAUGUUAAGGUCAUCACCCAAAAUCAAUUCAAGGCUCACCAAGGAUUUGAUCUUGCACAUUGGGAUGAGAAAGAGCAACCGGACGAGGCCCAGCCUAAAAUUUAUCGGAUACCAAAGGCCUCUCCGGUACAGGAGCUUGUAGAAAAGGUGGCCGGGGACCUUGGUGUUGAUUCAAGCAGGGUCAGGCUAUGGGUAAUGGUUAACAGGCAAAACAAAACCGUUCGCCCCGAUCAACCCAUUACUACUGUUGACAUGACUAUCGAAGAGGUCUCCGUCAAGCACAAUAACAAGUCGACCGAUUUCCGACUUUGGGCAGAAGUUGCCAACAAUACCGACAACAAACUCCCGGAAUCAUGGAGCCAAGCCCGUGAUUCGAAUGGCGCCUGGAUCGUUGUCUUCCUGAAGCAUUUUGAUGCCGAAGAGCAGACACUUCUGGGUGUAGAUCAUGUAUACAUGCGUAAGAAUGACAAAGUGGCAGAGUUGCCACCUGUGAUCCAAGCAUUGAUGGGAUGGCCAUCAAGUCAGCAAAUCAAACUUUAUGAGGAAAUUAAACCUUCAAUGAUUGAGCCAAUGAAACCUAAGCAAACAUUUCAGCAGGCCGAAAUCCAAGACGGCGACAUCAUAUGUUUCCAGAAAGUAUAUAACGAGAAGGAGCAACUUUCACUCUUGCAGAAAAGCGCUAUGUUCGACGCAAAGGACUUCUAUGACUACUUGGUAAACAAGAUGAAAAUUAAAUUUAUACCUAGGUUUUCAAAUCAAGAAGUGAACCGCAUCUUCGAGCUCACUUUAAAUAAGAAAAUGAGUUAUGACCAGCUUGCCGAUAAAGUAGGCGAUUAUUUGGAUGCUCCGCCGACCCAUCUUCGUUUUACCACCAUGAACGCCAACACCGGAACCGCUCGGACAAUCGUCAAAAGGAACCCCAAUACCAAUCUUCAGCAGAUGUUAGUCAAUCAGUAUUAUGCCAACUCAACUUUAUCCCCCAACAGCUUGUUUUACGAGGUCUUGGAACUGUCAUUGACAGAACUCGAAACAAAAAAAGUUGUCAAGUUGAUGUGGUUACCUGAAGGUAUCUCAAAAGAAGAGCAACUUGAGGUGCUAGUCCCCAAAAGUGGACAGGUCCAAGACAUUAUUCCACUAUUACAGCAAAAGUUGGCCCUCGACGAAGAGAAAGUUCAGGGGAUACGGUUCUACGAGUCGCAUCUUGGAAAGUUCCAAAAGGAGCUAGCACUUCAUUUCAGUGUGGCUGGAAUUCAGGAGUAUAUGACACUGUUCGCCGAGCGAAUACCAGAAGAAGAGAAUGAGAUGACUGAUGAUGAUCGGUUCAUCUACGCAUUUCAUUUCCACAAAGAGCCAAGCAAAUGUCACAAUUCGGGGAUCCCGUUUAAGUUUGUGAUCAAAAACGGCGAAAUUUUCGAGAAGACAAAGGAGCGUUUGCAAGCACGGACAGGGAUUAAGGGAAAGCCGUUUGAGAAGAUUAGAUUUGCAGUGGUCAAGAAAACCCAGUUCUCAAAGCCUAUAUUCCUCGAAAAUGAUGACAUACUUUCAGACAUUGCUUCGGAUAGCGAUGAUAUGCUCGGCUUGGAUCACCCUGACAAGAACAGUCGCGGGAACUGGGGCAGAGCUGGGGGACCAGAAAUUCGAAUCAAAUAG
Molecule: messenger RNA, 3372 nt
Organism: Morchella sextelata
Lineage: Eukaryota; Fungi; Ascomycota; Pezizomycetes; Pezizales; Morchellaceae
Exons: 15
Coding region: 1-3372 (1123 amino acids)
Biological process (GO): protein deubiquitination; regulation of protein stability
Cellular component (GO): nucleus; cytosol
Molecular function (GO): cysteine-type endopeptidase activity; cysteine-type deubiquitinase activity; protein binding
Source: RefSeq, a predicted model, not a curated record